This is a messenger RNA of Adineta ricciae, 438 nucleotides long. Lineage: Eukaryota; Metazoa; Rotifera; Eurotatoria; Adinetida; Adinetidae. The record is from the annotation of a GenBank genome assembly.
AUGUCGGAUGUCAUUUCUUCAUAUUAUCAAUGGCCACGCCAAUCAAUAACAAAAUCUACUCGACCCACCGAUCGCAUAUCUCGAUCGACUCGUCGUACUGUUCCACAGUUUUCCAAAGAACGAUCCUCUCGUUCAACAACACGAAAGAUCACACUGUAUCGCAAUGGAGAUCCUUACUUUUCCGGCAAACAGAUCAGCAUCAAUCCGCAAAAUUAUAGUAGCAUGCAACUCUUCUUUCAACAAUUAUCAACUAUCAUCGAUUUGCCUUAUGGUGUACGACGUUUAUUUACAAUACAAAAUGGGUCCGAAAUAACUAAUGUGAAUUAUUUGAAAGAUGGUGCAUCGUAUGUGUGCGCAUCAUUUGAACCAUUUCAGAAAUUAUCAUAUACAGCGAUAACAACGCCCCGAAUCCCUCUAAAAAGUGAACACUGUAAGUAA